Mytilus californianus (California mussel) is the source of this 1562-nucleotide messenger RNA. Its product is annotated as dual specificity protein phosphatase 7-like. Gene Ontology annotation, biological process: protein dephosphorylation; negative regulation of MAPK cascade. The record is from RefSeq and is a predicted model, not a curated record. Gene Ontology annotation, molecular function: protein tyrosine/threonine phosphatase activity; MAP kinase tyrosine/serine/threonine phosphatase activity. The transcript has 4 exons. Gene Ontology annotation, cellular component: cytosol; cytoplasm. Bases 74 to 1147 code for a protein of 357 amino acids. Lineage: Eukaryota; Metazoa; Mollusca; Bivalvia; Mytilida; Mytilidae.
GUAUAAAAACUAAUCCUCGCGCAUCAAUGAGAUUUAAUUAAACAGAAAGAUUAAAUUUUGUGAAUGUUUCCGAAUGCCUUGCUUGGAGUGUGUAACCAAUAUGAGUGACGAUUUCUGCAGUCGUGAAAGUUUAGGUUCGGUGCUACGGGAGGGGAAAACCGUUUUGAUACUCGACUGUCGACCACAGGCCGACUUUAACCGAUCUCAUAUCAAAGGAUCUAUUAACAUUACACUGCCAGGACUAAUGGUCCGACGAUUGAAGAAGGGAAAUCUAAAAAUUCAAUGUGUGAUCCAAAACAACGAAGCCAAAGACAGAUUUAAUAAACUAUGGAAAACUCAUGAUGUUAUCUUAUACGAUCAAAGUUCCACGGAUAACAAUUGCAACACGUCCCAAACUGUAGAUUUAUUAAUGAAAAAACUUCAACAAGAUGGAGCCACAGCUAGAAUUCUAGAUGGAGGCUUUGAAGAGUUUGAGAAAACCUCACGAGACUUGUGCGAGGGGACCAAUAGUACGGACGAUUCGAUAUAUGGUUUAUGUAACUUGAAAAUUUCUGACGACUCUGGAGUUGGAACAUCUGAAUCCGACAACGAUAACGUCAAUUCUCCAUCACCUCGCUCACAAUAUCCAGUGAAAGUGCUACCAUAUCUUUACUUAGGGAAUGCACAGAACUCAGCAGACUUGAAUCAACUUAAAAAAUUUGGAAUUAAAUAUAUUUUAAAUGUGACACCAAACGUACCAAACAAAUUUGAAAUGGACAGUGACUUCAAGUACUUACAGAUCCCAGUGGCGGACCAACUAUCUCAAAAUCUCUCAGCUUUCUUCCCACAAGCAAUUGCUUUCAUAGAUGAAGCAAGAGAAAAUGAAUGUGGUGUAUUGGUGCAUUGUUUGGCGGGAAUUAGCCGAUCUGUGACAGUUACCUGUGCUUACUUAAUGCAAAAACAGCACAUCAGUUUAAAUCAAGCCUAUGACCACGUGAAACAGUGCAAACCAAAUGUAUCGCCUAACUUCAAUUUCUUAGGACAAUUACUCGAAUUUGAAAAAUCCAUUUUGUGCCAAAAUUCCACUCAGUCAGUGAAUGAGUUCCACUUUCAGUGUAAUGACAAUGUAAAAGUUCCUACAACACAGAACUGUGAGGCAGCAACGUGAACUUUUUGAUUGAUAGUUUUUGGUCAAAAUUAAAAAGGACUUAGUGAUCCGCCGAAUGUUAAACAUAGCGGCACCGAGGUCGGCACAGUCGAAGUAGACAAUAUUAUGAAUAGCCCAAGGAAGUCUUUCAGAUUUUGUGUCAUGAACAUGAAUAUUGUACAUCAAAAUAUCUUCAAACGGCAGCUUUUUUGAACAACUUUUCUCUCAUCGGAGAUAAUACAUGCAGUUGUCACGGAAAUUCGACGGGUUCAGGUUGGGGAACGUGCGCACGUUUAUUUCCCGCCAAAAGUGUUCAUUCAUUGACAUUUCAUAGUUUAAUAUCGUUAUCAAAUCAUUCACUUUUGUUAUUCAUUAUUCAUUAUUCAUUGUUGUUAUUACUCUUGAAAAAAAGAGAUUAAAAUGUCUCCAGUUAAAA